AUGCCGUAUCUGAAUCAAAAUGAUAUAGAAUCCAAUAUACCAACUUCAUCAUCAUCACAACCAACUCAAACCUCUUCAAAUAUACCCAGAUCAUCAACUACAAACCAACCUCAUCAUAACAACAAUUACAAUAACAACCACAAUAAUUAUAACACAAAUGAUCAAACCAUGCAACAAUUACCUCCAGUACCUGAAGAUCCAUUCAGAAACAUUCAUAUCAGUACAUAUAGUCAUUCAGCCAAUACUUAUCCUCCUUAUGUAUUAGAUGCAAUAUAUAAAAAAUUAAUAUUUGAUGAAAAACACCAUAUAGAAAAUCCACAACAACAACAAUUUAUUGAAUUAAAUGAAAAAGACUUAGAGAAAAACAAUAACGGACGAAGUUUAGAAUUUAAAGCAAUAGAUGAUCCAUAUUAUGUUGCUACAGAUGGAGAUGUUAGAAAAUUUUUUGAAAAUAUUAAAACACCAAUUGCUGAACCACCUGGUAAAAUCAAUAUAGAUCCAAGUAUACUAAAUGAAUACGAUUUUAGUAAACCAUGGGGAGGCGAUGAAAGAUUGAAAAAAGAAUUUAAUGAUUCAAAUUUACUGAAUAAACAAAUAUUAGAAGAUAGUCAAUCUAAACUGUGGUGGAGUUAUUUCAGUAGAACAAAAGAUGAUGGAGAACAUGAUACAAAAUUUAGAAGAACAACUGCUGGUUAUUGGAUGGGUGGUCCUAGAUCACAAGCUCGACCAGCUAUUAAACAUUUCUUAUUAAAUGGACCAUUAAUACCAUUAAUGUUAAGAAUUAUAACUUUAAUGUUUUGUGCAAUUGCUCUUGGAUUAGCAUGUACUAUAUUUGUAUUUUCAAAUGAUAAAUAUUUUGGUAGAUCAGUUAAACAACAACCAAGUACAAUAAUGGCAAUUACUGUACAAAGUUGUGCAUUACUUUAUGUAAUUUAUAUUGCAUAUGAUGAAUAUGCUGGAAAACCAUUAGGUUUAAGAAAACCAAUGAGUAAAUUAAGAUUAAUUUUAUUAGAUUUAUUAUUUAUAAUAUUUUCUGCUGCUAAUUUAUCAUUAGCUUUUAAUACAUUAUAUGAUGAUGAAUGGGUUUGUGAAAUAUAUAGAAAUCCUGCUUAUCAAGAUGUUAAUAAUUAUUUCCCAGUUGUUUCAUCAAUAUGUAGAAGACAAAGAGCUUUAGCUAGUUUUUUAUUUGUUAUUUUGGUUACUUGGGUUUUAACAUUUACAAUUAGUUUAUUGAGAGUUAUAGAUAAAGUGAAUACUAAAAGAGGACCUUAA
Lodderomyces jiufengensis is the source of this 1272-nucleotide messenger RNA. RefSeq lists its product as uncharacterized. Lineage: Eukaryota; Fungi; Ascomycota; Pichiomycetes; Serinales; Debaryomycetaceae. The coding region runs from base 1 to 1272 and encodes 423 amino acids. Gene Ontology annotation, biological process: positive regulation of catalytic activity. The transcript has a single exon. The record is from RefSeq and is a predicted model, not a curated record. Gene Ontology annotation, cellular component: fungal-type vacuole; cell periphery.